Cryptosporidium muris RN66 is the source of this 1614-nucleotide messenger RNA. RefSeq names its product aspartyl-tRNA synthetase family protein. The transcript is spliced from 3 exons. Bases 1 to 1614 code for a protein of 537 amino acids. Gene Ontology annotation, cellular component: cytosol; cytoplasm; aminoacyl-tRNA synthetase multienzyme complex. Gene Ontology annotation, biological process: aspartyl-tRNA aminoacylation. Lineage: Eukaryota; Apicomplexa; Conoidasida; Eucoccidiorida; Cryptosporidiidae. Gene Ontology annotation, molecular function: ATP binding; aspartate-tRNA ligase activity; RNA binding. The record is from RefSeq and is a predicted model, not a curated record.
AUGGAAAUUAAUAAAGUUAUUAAUAUAGGGGAGGCACUCAAUAAAAGUGGAUCUCUUUCUAAAAAGGCAGCUAAGAAAGUGGAGAGACAAUUAUCAAAGGAGACAAAGAGGGAAGCUAAUGAUCCUGGACUAGGCAUUCCUCCUUGGCAAUCCAUAGUAGCAGAAGAUUUCUGUUUAUCUGACUAUGGUAUGGUUCCCUUAAGGGGGUUCUUGGCUAUACGAGAAUUUGUUGAUAUUAAAUAUUUGAUACCUGAAAUAGAAGGCAAAUUUUUAUGGCUUCGAGCACGUAUAGCUGAGUCUAGAUGUAAAGGAUCACUAGGUUUCUUUCUAUUACGUCAAUCAUUCUUCAGUGUACAAGGAGUUGCUAACGUAAAUCAAGGUACCAAGAAGGAUUUACUUAAGUGGUUAAAGUCAUUACCAAUUGAAAGCAUUGUUGAUAUAUAUGGUAAAGUCGUUAUUCCGGAAAUACCUGUAUCUUCUUCAUCUCAGAGAGUAGAGAUCAUAAUUCAUAAGGCUUUUUGUGUAUCUGCUGCGUCGAAAGAGCUACCAUUUCAGUUGAAAGACGCUAAUAGACCUGAGGUUGAUUCACACUUCUCAGAUGGUAACCAAAUAAGGGUUCUGCAGGAUGUAAGGUUGGAUAAUCGCGUUCUAGAUCUGAGAACUUUUGCAAAUCAGGCAAUAUUUCGCAUUCAGGCAAUGGUGUGUGAACUUUUUAGGGAAUUUUUAAUUCAGAAUAGAUUCAUUGAGAUACAUACACCCAAAAUAUUGGGUGGUGCAUCAGAGGGAGGAGCAAGCGUAUUUACACUGAAGUAUUUUGGUCAACCAGCAUGCUUAGCUCAAUCUCCUCAAUUAUAUAAACAAAUGGCAAUAUGUGGAGAUAUGGACAGAGUUUUUGAAAUAGGUCCUGUGUUCCGUGCAGAAAAUUCAAAUACUCAUCGUCACUUAUGCGAAUUCGUUGGGUUAGAUAUUGAAAUGACUAUUAAGAAUUCCUAUAUUGAAGUUGUGGAUUUAUUAGAGGAAUUAUUUAUUUUUAUUUUUAAUGGAAUUAACACAAGGUGCCAAUAUGAAUUGGAAGUAAUAAGUAACAAUUACUCAUUUCCUCCAUUUAAAAUUCCAGUGAAUACACCUCGUCUUACUUUUGAAGAAGGAUGUAAUUUACUAAGAGAGUCAGGAGUUGAAAUACCUAAUAAUAUAAAGGAGUUUGAUCUCUCUACUGAACAUGAGAAACUAUUAGGUUCAAUUGUUAAGGAAAAGUACAACUCUGACUUUUAUAUACUUUUACGAUAUCCAUUGAAAGUUCGUCCAUUUUAUACUAUGCCUGAUCCUGCAGAUCCUGAGAACUGGUCUAACUCGUACGACUUCUUUAUGAGAGGAGAGGAGAUUAUCAGUGGAGCUCAGCGUAUUCAUGAUUAUGAUUUCUUAAUGAAGAGAGCAGAAGAAUGUGGCUUAGUUAUUGAGUCAAUAAAAGAAUAUAUAGAUUCAUUUAAAUUAGGUGCCUUUCCUCAUGGUGGUUGUGGAAUUGGUUUAGAACGUGUCGUAAUGUUAUUUCUAAAUUUAGGAAAUAUAAGGAGAUCAUCAAUGUUCCCUCGUGAUCCCAAAAGAUUAAACCCUUAA